This is a messenger RNA of Talpa occidentalis (Iberian mole), 2339 nucleotides long. RefSeq names its product HORMA domain containing 2 (gene HORMAD2). Lineage: Eukaryota; Metazoa; Chordata; Mammalia; Eulipotyphla; Talpidae. The record is from RefSeq and is a predicted model, not a curated record. The coding region runs from base 239 to 1159 and encodes 306 amino acids. The transcript has 11 exons.
AAACAAAAUAAAAAUCGGUUUCAAGUGAUGCACUCCUUUCAUCCACUCUUAGGCAAUCCCAAUGCAGAGGGUCAAGGGACUCGGCAAACCUUGGAAUCUCUUCACAGACAUGUAUCUGAAAGGAUCUGAGGAGACCCACACCUAACUCUUCACUGGGGCUGCCGCUAAAGAGGGGCCAGAAAUUACCGGCAGUGUAACAGGGUUAGACUUGUUUAAAGAAUCCUGAUACAUUCCUAUAAUGGCCACUGCUCAACUCUGUCACUCUGUCAGAAUUCACAAGACAUCUAAGGAAACAAUUUUCCCAUCCCAAAUCACUAAUGAGCAUGAGUCACUGAUAAUGGUGAAGAAACUUUUUGCUACUUGUAUUUCAUGUAUAACAUAUCUAAGGGGUCUGUUUCCAGAGAGCUCUUAUGGAGAACGCCAUUUGGAUGACCUCAGUUUAAAAAUCCUCCGAGAAGACAAAAAAUGUCCUGGGUCACUGCAUAUUAUCAAAUGGAUUCAAGGUUGUUUUGACGCUUUGGAAAAGAGAUACCUACACAUGGCAGUACUUACACUUUACACAAAUCCCAAGGAACCUGAGAAAGUGACUGAGAUAUACCAGUUCAAAUUCAAGUAUACAAAAGAAGGCGUCUCUAUGGAUUUUGACAGCCGUAGUACAAGCUUCGAAAGUGGGACAAACAGUGAUGAUAUAAAGAAAGCUAGUGUGCUGCUGAUCCGCAAACUGUAUAUACUGAUGCAGAACCUUGGACCCCUUCCUAAUGAUGUUAUACUUACUAUGAAACUCCACUACUAUAAUGCAGUGACCCCACAUGAUUACCAACCCCCUGGUUUUAAAGAGGGGGUAAACUCACACUUCCUGUUGUUCGAGGGGGAACCUGUAAAUCUGCAAGUGGGACUGGUCUCCACUGGCUUUCAUAGCAUGAAAGUAAAAGUCACAACUGAGGCCACCAGAGUAUCUGAUUUGGAGAACAAUCUCUUUCAGGAGAACAGCACUACUGAGAUUGCCCAUCAGGGUCUAGACUGCGAUGAAGAAGAGGAAGAAUGCAACAAUCAGAUUCAAAGAAUGAAUUAUGUGUACAGUCAGCAAAGUUCUGAGAGCUUCAGGAAGAAGAGGAAGGUCAGCGAACCAGUGAAAGUCUUCAUUCCUGACAGAAAAUGACAGUAGAUGCCUUCACUACAUUUAUUCUAAUUUUAUUUUGCAACAAACUUACAUGAAAUGUCUUAGUAGAAAAGUAAGUUCCUAUCACUAAAACCUUUUGCUAAAUGUGUUGCUCAACUUUUUAAAGUCAACUUACUAAGUGCUAAGUUACUGGAUAGAACAUGGGUUAACUCUGCCCCAAGGAAACAAGGUCACUAGGGCUGCUUUGAAAUUGCAUUACUUCAGGGCCUCCCCGGUGGCGCAGCGGUUGAGCGCUGGGUUGCGAAGCUGCCCACAGCGUCUGCAGUGCCGGUUCGCCCGCUGCUCCCCUCAGCAGUGUACUUCGGUCCUUCUGCCUGCUCUGCUCCCCACUCUGGCUCUGGUGAAUUCUCUCACCUUCCCGUGCUUCUGACUGUACCCAGUGCUUGUAUAAAUAAAUAAAUAAAUCUUAAAAAAAAAAAAAAGAAAAGAAAUUGCAUUACUUCAAGGCUGAGUUAGAGAUGCAAUACUCUUUAUAUUUGUAGAACAACCUCAGCAGCUAUUUUGAAAAGAAAUAAACUGCUGUUCUCAAAGGAAAGAAGGGUUUUCUUUUCAUAAUUAAAUUCCCCAGGUAUUUUCACACAAGGCAUUUAGACUAGUGUGAAGUGUUUUAACUUGUUGUAACCUGUGUACUAGAAUCCCUUCAUAGCUUAAUUAGAAUCCCACAGAAUUGCAUAGGAUGUGCUUGGUGAGGCUUAUCUACGUCUGAUUUUUGUUAACUUCAAUCAAGAGGUUGAUCAGUCAUUUGGUAGACUAAAAUGUACUCUCCCUAGUAAGUUCCUGAAAUCUGGCACUAGGACCUGUACUGUUGGCCAGCUCAAGACUGGGGAAUAGGUUGCAAUGCAGGAGCCUAGCUCUCUUCUCAAGACCCAAUUCUGAGUGCUUCCCAAUAAACACUUCAGUUUAUCAAUCUUUAAUUGGCAGAUGAUGCUACUAAUCUUCUCCUUAUACUGAAAGAAUUUUGAUAGACUUAAUGAUUAGUAUCAGCUUAGUAAUAAAUGACAUAGUAUUAAUUUUGCUAUUUAUAUAACAUGGAUUUAAUAAUUUAAAUGGAUAAAUAAUUUAUGUCAUAUAUACAAUAUAUAAGUUAUAUAUAUAAGCAAUAAGUUCAAUAUUAAAUAUGUAUACUUUCUGGCUAAAUAAAAGCAAAAUGUAACUUUUU